Molecule: messenger RNA, 3969 nt
Organism: Chara braunii
Lineage: Eukaryota; Viridiplantae; Streptophyta; Charophyceae; Charales; Characeae
Source: the annotation of a GenBank genome assembly
CAGGUGAGGUGAGGUCAGGUGAGGUGAGGUGAGGUGAGGUGAGGUGAGGUGAGGUGAGGUGAGGGGCCAUGCUAAUCUUCUCUGUAUCAUUCCAAUUUUGACGGGUUACAAAGGACACACAAGUAGUAUGUGUGUGCGUCUGUCCUGUCUAUCUUUUCUUGCAUUGUGCACAAUGUACAUAUAGUAUACAUUGUAUUAAAGGAUCGUGGCCGUUCAAUGGCUGUCAUAUUAUGCGUACUGCUCUCAUCUGUCUGAUCGUAUAUUUUAGAUCCUGUGGCAGCAAGGAAAUGAAUGCUUCUUAUAUUCCUUUCACUAAGCAUUCCUUUUAUGACCUGUCUAGGAAUUACAAAAUCAUGGGGAGGCGUUGCACACACUGGUGGAGAGUUGGGGCAGAGGCAGAGGCAGAGGCGACUUUCACUGCGUUUUACUCCCAGGACUUUGAGACCUUUUUCACACAUUAUGUAGCCCCAAACCUUUUGUACUAGUCUGAUUAUGCAGGAUCCAAACUCUCUUAAUUAACAGUUAGCUCUCUGUGUAGCAGUUGGCCAUGUGGGCUAAAACAUCUUUAUGAAGUGAGACAAAAAUAUGCAAAUCUGCUGGUCAGCGUCGCCAAAGCCCUCUGAAUUUGGUCAAUGCUGAGCUAUCUGAAUUUGGACAUACUUCUGAAUAGUUCUGCGUGCGUGUAUUCAACCACUAUGAGCAUCUGGAGAGAAGGCGUCCACAUAGGUGAGUUUCUUGAUCCGGUCGAGGAGGCCUCCCAUGGUUAUCUGGACCUCAAGCUCGACCACUGCGUUUACUGGAAGAAACACUGGGCGGGGCGGCGGCCAUGCGCUCUAACACUCGGCAUGGAGCGGGUAGAAGCUAGAAGUCACUCAUCCAAGCAGCCACUGUACAUGGAGCAGUGGCACCAGUUAACAAGUGCUGCAAGAAAAAAGGUCGACCUGAUAAAAGCAGAUGAUAGCCAAGCGGUUUGUGCAGCGAUUGAUCACAGCGAUUGGCAAUUGCAAUCUAAAGCUGAACAUCAGCCGGAGGAUUGGGAACAAGAGCAACAUCAGCAGCUGCAGGGCAGUGAGAAGUAUGGCCAAAAGAACUUAAAGAAGACGAAUCAUCAGCAGGAGGGUUGCCAGAAGCAGGAUUGGCAGCAGCAGCCGAAUCAACAGCCGGAUCAGGAACAUGAACAACAGAAGCAGCAGCAGCUGCAUGAUCAGGAGCACGAGGAUCACAGGCGGCAGCAACAGCAGGAGGAGGAGGAGGAGGAGGAGGAUCGACACCAGGAUCAGGCACAGGUUCAGCGGCAGCAGGAGGAUAGGCAGCAGCAAGACCAACAGCAGGACCAGGAACAUGAUCGAGAGCAACAGUGGCAUCAACUGAAGAACCAGGAACAGUUUCAAGCACAGCCUAAAGGUCAGCAGCAGCAGCAGCAGGACAAGCAGAAGCCUUAUCAGCAGCAGCAGCAGCAGCAGCAGGACAGGCGGCAGCAUAAAUAUCAUCAGCAACAGGAGGAUAGGCAGCCGGAUCAGCAUCAGCUGCAGGAUCGGCACCAGCAGCAGGAUUGCUACAAACAGCAGGAUCAGAAUAAGAGGCAGGGUCAGCAGCAGCUGCUGGAUGAUUAUCAGCAGCAGCUGCUGGAUGAUUAUCAGCAGCAGGGCCAGAACCUGGAGGACCAGCAACAGUGGCAGCAGGAGGAGGAGGAUCAUGGUGAGGAGAACUAUAAGCUGCAGGAGCAACUGCCGGAUGACCAGAAGAAGCAACAGGAAGUGCAGGAACAUGUCUGUCCUGAUGUGCUGACAAAGGCAAAGAGAAAAAGAGUGAAGACGAGAAAAACAUACAUGCCAAAUGUGAGGGAGCUGGAAGCUAUUGAGCGUCACAAUGAAUGCCGUGCAUUUUUAGUUUCGGCCUUUGAGGAAUUCAAGGCAAGGGGAUGCAGAGGCACCGUCACUGGAGAGCAAGGAUGCAUGAGCACUGUUAGAAGAUCUUCAUUUGGUGAUACCAGGGAUGAAGCCGUUGCAGACCAUGGGGCCACAUCUGACACACAUGGGCCCGACAAUAACUGUGAGGAAUUUGGUGCAAGGGAGGUGUGCUUAAACUCUUCCAUGAGAACUGAGCGGCUGGAGGAGACUUGUGCUAGAGCACUUGACAGCGAGGAGGUGGACUUUGUUGCGCUUCAGAGGGAAGCGUCAGAGGCUGCUAGCCAUGGCUACGGAAACUGCCGUGAAGUCUGCACUCCAUCUGUCAAUUCAUGGAUCCGCCUUCAGUGUCCCGAAGAUAAUUUCUGGGCAAAUUCAGAACUGUCAGUUUCUUCAUCUUUAUCUUUAGAUGAAGCACGUCACACCUCCUACGAUACUCCAAAUGCCACUUCAAAUUCCACUUCAAAUGCCACGUCGAAUGCGUCUGAAGAUCAGCGAUCAAUCUGGCUUCCAUUAGUCAACAAUGUCAUCUCCAAUCCUUAUGCAGAGGAGAUGGUUGGAUCUAUUAUGGGUCGGUCGUUCAUAAUACCACCAUUUUCAACGUUCCUUUGUUCGGAUUUAAGCGAGCUUCACCGAAUGGUACCAGUCUCUCGAGCAGGUGGGUACAACCUGAUUGUCCUUGAUCCGCCGUGGGAAAACAAGAGCGUGCACCGUAAGGACGUCUACCCCACUUUGCCGAACCGCUAUUUGCUCUCCUUGCCGGUUGCAUCUCUGGCUCAUGAAGAUGGUGCAUUGGUUGCGUUAUGGGUGACUUGUCGCGAGAAGCUUCGGCGGUUUGCUGAAAAUGAAUUGUUUCCCAAGUGGGGGGUGGAUUUGGUGGCCACAUGGUACUGGCUGAAGGUGUCCGACAAGGGAGAGAUGGUGAGCCCACUAGAUUUAGCACACCACAGACCCUACGAGCCGCUCCUCUUGGGCUUCCUCCCCCCAACUCGUCAAUCUGCAAGAAAAAGGCGCAAGUGCUGGCAGGAGAUAGCACCAGCAGCUGCUGCGAAAGAUGGGCUGGAUAGCGAGCAUGCGCGGCUUCUGGGCAGCAGCUCUGAAACAACAACAUUUCGGCAGCAACUUGUCAAAGGCGACGAAGGAGACUCCAUGUGGUCGAUGAUGACCUAUCGCAAAUCAGAAGACCUCCAAAACGCGCGGAUACAGGUGUGUGAUUGUGACAGUCCGCCGUCCAUGAAUCGAAAGAAGGACGAUGGCAACGAUGCAUGUAUGAGCAGGAAUUGUUGUGGUCCCCCUCACGUGCAGAGCGACGAGGGUGGUGCUCGUACUAAUUCUCACAGGAAUGGUUUCUGCGAAAGGAGCAGCGAUAUAUCUGUGACGCAGGAGCACACCUUCUGGGAUGUUCGCGGUGAACUUUCAGGUCUUGAGAGGACUCCAACAAUAACUGGGAAGAGGAGGGGUUUUCAAGGGGAGGAACAACCCUGUCGUGUUCCAGACCAUUUUGUGAUCAUUAGUAGACCUGGCGCGCAUUCACGAAAGCCAGUGCUUAGACGCCUUUUAGAGGGGUUUGUACCUGGGCAAGGAGUUGUGAAACCAUUAGAGCUGUUUGCCAGGAAUCUAUUACCAGGAUGGACAUCGUGGGGGAAUGAACCUCUGAAGUUCCAAGACCAGAAAUAUUUCCUUUCGAAGGGAAGACUCUUCACCACCCUAAUGAGUCACAAAAUGGUUCAGUGAGGUUCCCUGCUCAUCCAUGUGCGUGUUGUUUUUCCCCAUGUCACUAUGAUCAUGUUCAGAUGAAUCCGACGAUGAUUGCCGUCAGCGGGCAACAGAUAAGCUGGUAUUGAUGGGCCCAGAGGUAGUGUCUCAUAUGUAAGAGGCCCCCUUAGGUGGUACUUCCACUAGGACUUUCUUGGAUGUAUCUGCCCCAAUCUUGGCCAAAUAUUCAGCCGGAAAAGGAAAACCGUCAUAUUCACUUCCAGUUUUAAUUCUCUUGAACCUUAGGAAAUGAGGGCUAUACUCACACUAGGCCCUCAAAAUCGCAAAAUGAACGCCCAGAUCAAGU